Hippocampus zosterae (dwarf seahorse) is the source of this 1914-nucleotide messenger RNA. Its product is annotated as glutathione synthetase-like. The record is from RefSeq and is a predicted model, not a curated record. Lineage: Eukaryota; Metazoa; Chordata; Actinopteri; Syngnathiformes; Syngnathidae. Gene Ontology annotation, cellular component: cytosol. Gene Ontology annotation, molecular function: glutathione synthase activity; glutathione binding; ATP binding. The coding region runs from base 113 to 1258 and encodes 381 amino acids. Gene Ontology annotation, biological process: glutathione biosynthetic process. The transcript is spliced from 11 exons.
CCGAGUCUGAGUACUACAGAUUGUACUAAAAAGCUAUUUGUCUCUGCGGUGGGAUUCAUUUUUUUCCUCGUACAGUGAUCGCUCCAGACGUAAUCCGGAAAGCUAACACAGAAUGGCCCAAGGGAUACCAAGUGAUCUUCUGAUGAAUGCAACCCUCAUAAAUGAUUUAGCAAGUGUGGCAAAAGAUGCUGCACUUUUACAAGGUGUACUAAUGAGGGUUAAAGAAUCCCCCAACUCCUCAGAGGUGGUGACAUAUGCCCCCUUCACGCUCUUCCCCACACCGGUGCCGAAAGCUCCUUUCCUCCAAGCCAUGGCAGUGCAAACUCAUUACAACACACUGGUUGAUAAGAUCAGCCAAGAUCCUGACUUCCUGGAAGCGGCUCUUGCCAGCACCAUUGCUGUGGAUGAUUUCACUGCAAGAUUGUUCAAGAUCCACCAGCAGGUCCUUAAAGAAGGAAGGUUGCAGUCAAUUGUCUUGGGUCUGAAUCGAGCUGAUUACAUGCUGGACCAGAAGGAGGAUGGACACACAUCUCUAAAACAGAUCGAGAUCAACACUUUUGCCGCUAGCUUUGGAGGCCUCUCAUCACGAAUGCCUGAUGUGCACCGACACAUUCUUAGGGUCGCUGGCCGGCUGGAAGAGAGCCAGUCCAUCAUUGACAACAACCCCGCAGUUGGUCUGGCGAAGGCCGUGGCCAAGGCCUGGGAGCUCUAUGGAUCAAAGCGAGCGGUCGUCAUGUUCUUGGUGGAGGAGAACCAGAGGAACGCCCUGGAUCAACGAUUUAUUGAGAAUGAGCUGUGGAAAAGGAAUAUUGCCACCAUACGAAAGCGUUUUGAGGAUGUCGCUGAAGCGGGAAACCUUGAUCAGGACAAGAGACUGUUUGUUGAUUGUCAGGAAGUUGCAGUGGUCUACUUCAGGAAUGGCUACAUGCCUCAGAACUACGGCUCUGAACAGGCUUGGGAGGCUCGCCUGAUGAUGGAGUGCUCUUUGGCUGUAAAGUGUCCGGAUAUCGGCACCCACCUGGCUGGAACGAAGAAGGUGCAGCAGGUGCUUGCUCAGCCUGGUGUUCUGGAACACUUUUUCCCUGACCAGCCACAGAUAGUGGCGCAGGUCAGGGCCACAUUUGCUGGCCUCUACACUCUGGACGUGAUGAUUCUGGUGGCUCACAAGAUGUCAAGCAUAUGCCAAAGCAACAGGCUACACAUAAGAAAACCUUUAUUACAAUGGAGAAAUUCCCGAUUCACAGCAGCAAAGUUAUGAAAGGACGAAGUAGUCAAAGAUCUGCUCAGCGGAAACGGUGAAAAAACACUCGUGAUCCAACAAAAGGCAGUCAUAGCUGUGAACUGAUCAUUUCUCAUGGGUAAUAUGCCAAACUAGAAGUGCAUUGUCAUAGAGGUCCACGAUGUAUCUCAACAGUCAUCUUGCAAUUAAUGAUGAUGCUGUUUAUGACCAUGUUGAGGUCGGAAGAACCUUCAGAGACAUACAAACAGCCGUUGUCAGCAUUCCUCUAGCGGCAUAUAAGAAUGGAGGCAAAAAAACAACACUUGUUUUCCUGUCCAUGUCGACCCUGCAAACUGAGGGAUCCUUUUAUACAUCUCUGUCCUUUAACAACAAAAAAACCUCUUAUGUAAAUGGUUUUAAUACUUUGACCAGCAUGCCUGUUCAAUUGGUAACUAAAAUGAUCUUGAUGGUGUGUGUGUGUGUGUGUGUGUGUGUGUGUGCGUAUAGAUAUAAAUCCUGUCUUUUGAAGAAAUUACCUUUCAGCCCGUAUGCAAUGUCAUUGUUACAUAAUGAUUACAAUCCUUGCCAUGGUUUCACUUCUUUGUACUCAAGGGAGCAGAAGGCGACAAAACAGUUGCAAUGGCUUUAGCGACGCCAAAUCGGUUUGUCCUGAAGCCUCAGCGAGAAGGAGGAGG